AUGCUAAGAUUAUUGAGACUACCGCGGAUCCUAACCAGAAGAUCGAGCACGUUAAAAGCUAAUAAUCCGUAUAUCGCGCACAGCAUGCAAUCACCUUCUAGGAUCAGUAAUGCCGCUCCCUCAUCAAGUGGUCCACACAAGCCCAUCGUGUGGAUCGACUGCGAGAUGACGGGGCUAAAUCCUGCACAGGAUCAAAUCAUAGAAGUCUGCUGUAUCGUGACAGACGGGCACCUGAACACCCUAGACGAUGGCUACGAAUCCGUAGUCCACUGCGAUAAGCAGGUCAUGGACAAGAUGGACGAGUGGUGCACGGAACACCACGGCAGCAGCGGGCUCACCGCCAAAGUAAUCGCCUCCGACAAGACGCCCAGUGAGGUAGAGGAAGAACUAUUGGCGUACAUCAAGAAACACAUACCCGAAAGUAACGUUGGUGUGCUCGCAGGAAAUAGCGUGCACAUGGACCGCCUCUUCAUGAUGAAAGACUUCCCCCGGGUCGUAGACCAUCUUUUCUAUAGGAUUAUCGAUGUCUCGUCUAUCAGAGAGGUUUGCUACAGACAUAACUCGCAACUGCUUAAAGUAAUGCCGCGAAAAAAACUCGCCCACACUGCUAAGAGCGACAUUCUUGAGAGUAUCGCGCAGCUGAAGUGGUUUCAAAAUUACUACCUAAAGUCUGAAGCCGAGACUCGAGCGCUCGUAAAAUCCAUACAGGCCUCCGAUGCCGCAUCUAGCGCUGAUUCGAACGCUGAUUCGACCGCGGCUUCUACCGCUGAUUCUACCGCUGCUACUGGGUAG
Molecule: messenger RNA, 792 nt
Organism: Eremothecium sinecaudum
Lineage: Eukaryota; Fungi; Ascomycota; Saccharomycetes; Saccharomycetales; Saccharomycetaceae
Gene: REX2
Product: Rex2p
Exons: 1
Coding region: 1-792 (263 amino acids)
Cellular component (GO): mitochondrion
Molecular function (GO): nucleic acid binding; 3'-5'-RNA exonuclease activity
Source: RefSeq, a predicted model, not a curated record